Molecule: messenger RNA, 1642 nt
Organism: Rhodofomes roseus
Lineage: Eukaryota; Fungi; Basidiomycota; Agaricomycetes; Polyporales; Fomitopsidaceae
Product: Pre-mRNA splicing factor-domain-containing protein
Exons: 3
Coding region: 164-1417 (417 amino acids)
Biological process (GO): mRNA splicing, via spliceosome
Cellular component (GO): U2-type spliceosomal complex
Source: RefSeq, a predicted model, not a curated record
GUCGGGUAAACAAUGGCAAACACGACCGUUCGAUCGCGUAGCUACUUUAGCGCUUGCUCAUCCGCCUCGGCGACCUUGUCGACGACUCUCACUCAGAGGGUCUUGCUGCUUGUUCUCUUCACCACAAACCUCCUUAGCCGUUACCUCGUGAAGUCUAUUCAAGAUGGGUGGUGGCGAUCUGAACAUGAAGAAGUCCUGGCACCCGCUCCUGUUGAAGAACCAGGAACGGGUCUGGCUCGAGGAGAAGAAAGCGCUCGAGGAGAAGAAGAAGCUCGACCAGCUCCGCAAGGAGAAGGAGGAGGAGCGUCAGCUGCAGGAAUUGCAGCGCUUGCAAGAAGAGCAGACGGGGAACAAGAGGCAGGAGAAGCUGGAGUGGAUGUACUCCACUCCAGCCACGGGAAGUAAUCAGAAUGCAAAUGACCUGGAGGAUUACUUGCUAGGCAAGAAGCGGGUGGACAAGAUUUUGACGGCGGGCGAGAAUGAGAAGGUUGGGGCUGCUCACAAGAAUUUCAUCGCCACCCAGUACGCGAACACAGUCCGCGACACCGCUGCCAAGAUUCGCGAGGAUCCGCUACUUGCCAUCAAGCAGCAGGAACAGGCUGCGUAUCAGGCUCUCAUGUCGAACCCGCUUCGCCUGCGCGAGAUGCAGGAGCGUGCGGGCAUCAAGCCUAAGAAGGACAAGAAAGACAAGAAGGACAAGAAGGAGAAGAAGCAUAAGAAGGACAAGCACAGGGAGCGUUCCGCGUCACUGCAUGACGACUAUCGCCGUUCGGAUUCGAGGGAUCGCUACGCUCGCUCGAGGAAGUCGCCUAGUCCUCAUGAUCGCCGCAGCCGCUCUCCGCCGCCUCCCCGGUCCCGCUACGACGACGAAGACUACUACUCUCGGAGGCGAGGCAGGAGCCCCAGUCCCGAUCAUCGUCGCAGAGAUCACGGUCCAAGCUACGAUAGGGAGCGGGACCGCCGGCGUCAAGACGAUGGGGUCCGUACAUGGCCGAAGUCUGACGAGUCCGAUGAGGGCCAUGACAAACGACGAAGUUCCAAUGGUGACGAUAAGAAGAGGCGACGGAGCCGCAGCAGGAGUCCCCCGCGCUACGAUCCUCCUCCAAAGCGCUCCCGUAUGAGUCCUCCUCCUCCACGCGCGCCCCAGUCGUCAUUUAGUGCCGCGGAUGACCGUGCAGCUCGUCUAGCUGCCAUGUCCGCAGACGCAUCGCAUCUCACUGUGGAGCGGCGGGAACGUCUUACCCAGCUCCUCGAGAAGGAGAGGGCGGACGCUGAGGCCGAGGAACGCGCCAGGGCCAAGUCGAAGGGUAUGGGCGAUUUCCUCAGCCAUGAGCAGAAGAAGGUUUUCGGUGGAGUAGGUGGCCUCGAGGAACGCAUCCGCCGAGGAAGAGGGCAGCUACGCGUCGAUGCAGAUUGAUCCUACGACUUCCUACUUGUAUCUGCUUCCUUUCCGCUAUCUUCCCAUUUGUGCCAUGACGGACGGUGCUCCUUGUGUUGUGCUGUUCUGAUGGAUAUGUUGUCUAUCUUGCGCCUUCGCGGCGUGUCUCCCGGCGUUUUUUCCUGACCUGAUGUACAACACUGGGCACGUCGUUCAUCCAGUUAGGCUGGUGUGCAAUUGAGAACUUGACGUGUAUUGGCUUUC